CGUUACCGAAGCUAAAUAGUGAAACUGAUGGGUGAAAUAGCUAAACGAACGUCAAUUUAUUCAAUCAAGAGGUCUGUUCUCUUUAACUGAACUGGCUGUACUUGCAGAAGUUAUCUUUUUCUUUUCAAUGUAGAGUAAAAAAGAUAACCUCUGAACUAGUGCAGUGAGUCAGUUGAGGAGAAUAGACCUGAUGCUGAAUGCAUUCAUGGAAUUUUUUUCAAUCAUUGUGAGUUUUGAAGCUGUAGGCCAUGACCAUGAAUGCUAAUGCGAUCGCGUGUUCGGUCUGACGUCUAGUCUGACGUAUUUCUACAUACAUAUGAAUGACACAUUUUUCAAUCGUAUUAACUUAUAUCAUGUGUCAUCAUAUAUAAUUUUUCUAUUCAUUUCGAGAACAAAUAAAAAUUAGCUUGUGUAAACGAUAACGGGAACGACUGAAAAAAAUGGUGACAAGUGACAUUUAGUAACGUAUAGUUAACCACGUGUGUAGACUUGGUCCGUUGCUUUUAAUUAUUACUCUCCGAGUAAAUACUGAACUGGCACGCAAUUGCUUUUUUAAUUAGAAAGUUCAACAGUGUUUCUAAUGCUACCUAGCUAGUUGCUGUGUAGCAGUGAGAGAGUUAACUCCAACUUGCCAUCAUGAUACAAGGAGGAUCUAAGAAGCUUUGCAAUAUUAUACACAAGAUUACAACAUCUAUAGGAAAGAAUUAUGGAACGGCGCAAAUAGCAUCAUUACAACAAGCUGCUUUGAAGGAACGUUGUAUACUUAUAGACAAAUUGGAUAGACCUAUCGGCGAAGCUACAAAAGAAUUUUGUCAUGAAAUUAAUGCAAAAGGAAGUAUACCGCUUCACAGAGCAUUCAGUGUUUUUUUAUUCAAUAACAAAGGAGAGUUGUUACUUCAAAAACGAUCUAGUAGUAAGAUAACAUUCCCAGAUCAUUACACAAAUACUUGCUGCAGUCAUCCAUUGGCAGAAAUUCCAUCUGAAAUGGAAGAGAAGAAUGCUAUGGGUGUACGCAGAGCAGCAAUAAGAAGACUCCAUUAUGAACUGGGUAUACCUAAUGAUGCAAUCAAACCUCAUGAAUUCUUUUAUUUAACAAGAAUCUACUAUGAAGCAAUGAGUAAUACACGUUGGGGUGAACAUGAGAUUGAUUAUGUGUUGUUCUUGCAAAAAGAUAACAUCACUAUAGAUCCUAAUCCUGAUGAAGUUAGCGAGGUUCGAUGGAUGCCUAGAGCAGAGAUUGAAAAUUUUGUGAAGACUACGAUACCACUGACACCAUGGUUCCGUCUAAUGUAUCAAUACAAACUAUUACAUUGGUGGGACAAUCUACAUACUAUAAAUAAAAUGCAAGAUCUCGAUAAUAUAACUACAUUAAAAUAACUACAUUAAAAUACUAUAUAAAAUAUCAAAAUGAUUCAAGUGAAAGCACAAAGUCUGAUCACCAAAGAUUUUUUCAUGUAUAUAUUGCAAUUCUGCAAACUGAUAAUAUUUUGUAGCUUAAAAUAAUAAAUGUCAAAUAUAUGGGAUCUGAUCGUACCUGUAUUUUUAA
Molecule: messenger RNA, 1546 nt
Organism: Camponotus floridanus (Florida carpenter ant)
Lineage: Eukaryota; Metazoa; Arthropoda; Insecta; Hymenoptera; Formicidae
Gene: Idi
Product: isopentenyl-diphosphate Delta-isomerase 1
Exons: 3
Coding region: 637-1377 (246 amino acids)
Biological process (GO): isoprenoid biosynthetic process; isopentenyl diphosphate biosynthetic process
Cellular component (GO): cytoplasm
Molecular function (GO): isopentenyl-diphosphate delta-isomerase activity
Source: RefSeq, a predicted model, not a curated record